UUUUACAAGUGUCUUUAAACCUCAGUUUUGGAUGGCUGACAGGUCGAGUCCCCUGGGUCAGUUCACCAUACAGAAGUGCUUUUACAGAAUCCUCUGAACCAUCAGUGCUGAGCAUGCCCCGUGAGCUGAAACACACGGCCCAGCUGAAACGCACCGGGUUUGGUCAGCCCCCACCCCGACACGGACUCCACCUGCUCCACUGGUUCUGCACACACUGCCUCUAUUUCAGUGAGAAUGAUAAGAUGGUUGCACGCUGUGAUCCGAAAAAAGGAGAUUUUGGUUUUCACCUGUUUGAGAAUCGAUUUGAAAAUGGCGUUCGACUUCUGCCACAUAUAAAUUUCCCAUACUACGUGGUGGGGAACAUGAACAGUGACAGAGCAGAUGAGCUGCCUGAUUACGUCUCUCAAGCAUUUACCGGUUACUAUGACAACAGCAAUAAGGACCGCAUCAUAGUCAGCCUUAAAAAUGGCACGUUUGAUAAAGUUUACAUCACCGAACACUUAGACGAGUGGAACUAUGACCCAGAUAAAACCUAUCACAUUAAUAAUAAACUCAUUGAAUACAUCAGUCAUAAGAAAAGGACGAAUUUCCUGAAUGAUAUGGGCAUCAGAUCUACAGUCAGCAUCACUCCAGAGAUCCGACCCAACAUCGAACCCCCUCCUGCUCCACAGAGGCACGAAACUCGCGUCAUGAUUAAUAACAGACAGAACUCAUCCAGGAGCCGAGGAUUCUGGGAUUAUUGCACAAUCCUGUAAACUUUAUCUCACCGAAUGUCUGGAUCAUUACAUGCACAUUUAUUCAUUUAGGGGUCAUAUUGUAAAGUAAAGGGGGUGGGGUUACACAGGGGUGUGUAUUCCAUCUGGGAGGAUGAGGAUGCUAUAGACAGGUAUAAAGAUUAAGAGUGGUUCUAUCAGUUAGAGGAGAAUAUAUCUCAUAUUUGAAAAAAGGAGGGGGUUUACAAACUUUUGAACUGCUAUCACUGCUAUUUCAUCCUCAAACUUUUGCACUAGAUUUUCUACAUGUCUGUGUGCUGUAUAUCUGUUUCAUCACCUGAACAGUAAACACACUGCAGUAUGUUAUUUACAGCAUUAUUUACAUACAAGAUACUUUCAAUGUAAUAAAAACACAUAUUCUAUUUCCUUCUAGUAGGUUCCAUUCAUUUGGUUCGAUAGCAUGUAAUAUUGUUAGCAUAUCGCUUAUCCUACGUGUAUUACGUCACUCUACCCAGUGGAGAAUGAGAGUUGAAUAUGGUUUACGAUAUUGUAUGGUUGUCAAGACAACAUGACGUCACACGUGGAGCGGAUGUGAAUAUUCAAGGAGGAAGUUUUCUACUGCGCAUGCGCAGAAGCAUUUUUUUAUUUGCCAGGAAAGAGAAAGAUGCGUUGAACACCUGAAAGGCUACCAAAAUUUCAUUAGAUAUUCUUCACACAUAUUUACAACUUGUAAGAGAAUCUUGUAAUUCUCAUUCUCAUCUCAUCUCAUCUCAUCUCAUCUCAUCUCAUC
Neoarius graeffei (lesser salmon catfish) is the source of this 1503-nucleotide messenger RNA. RefSeq lists its product as uncharacterized. The transcript is spliced from 2 exons. Lineage: Eukaryota; Metazoa; Chordata; Actinopteri; Siluriformes; Ariidae. The record is from RefSeq and is a predicted model, not a curated record. The coding region runs from base 114 to 755 and encodes 213 amino acids.